AUAGUCACUGGGAACAGUUUACAUUAAGUAUUUUGGUUAGUUUGUAUAUAAUCCAAAAUUAAAAAGAAAAAAGAUGUGUGUAAUAUGAAACAUAAUCCUCAUAAUACAAUAAUAAAUAGUAUUCAAGUAUGAAAUAUUACUAACAAAUAUGGACAUCCGAACCACACUGUUAAUACAUUACAUAUUUUUUAUUGCACAAAUCACUUAUGGUCUUCAUAGAAAUUUAAAGUAUUAUGAAACCAUUCAUGCAUCUCAUUUUCAACAUAAGAUUGUAAAACGUGGUGUCCAACAUAGUUCUCACCCUUAUAAUAAAAUAAAUGAAUUGGAAUUUUAUUCUCAUGGACGGUAUUUUCGUUUAAUUCUGACACCAAGAAAAGAAGUCAUUCACUCUAAAUUUAAAGCAUAUGAAGUAAAUGGUAAUGGAGAAGAAAAAACUGUACAUUUAGAUCAUGAGAGCUUUUAUCAUGGACGUGUAUUUGGAGAAAUAGAUUCUCAUGCACAAGUACAUAUUGAUAAUGGAGUUAUUACAGCCAGUAUUACAAUUUCUGAUGAAACAUUUCAGAUUGAGCCAUCUUGGAGACAUUUGCCUCAUUUAGGUAAUGAAACAAUGAUUGUUUAUAAAUCAUCAGAUGUUAAAUUUAGUUGGGAACAUUUUGAAAACGGUGAAGGUCAUACACAUGGUGCUCCAAAAACUUGUGGAUAUGUAAAAGAAGAAUUAAACAUUCAAGUAGAUGAUGAGGAAGAAUUUAAGUUGAAAUCACGUGAACAUUUCAGAACAAAAAGGCAAACAGAAACUUAUGAAUAUACUCCAACAAAAACAAGAUGUCCUUUAUUGCUGGUUGCUGAUUACCGUUUUUAUCAAGAAAUGGGCGCUAGUAGUACAAAAACUACAAUUAAUUAUUUAAUAAGUUUAAUUGACAGAGUUCAUAAAAUUUAUAACGAUACUUUAUGGCAAGAACGGCAAGAACAGGAUGGAUUUAAAGGAAUGGGUUUCGUCAUUAAGAAGAUUGUAGUUCAUAGUGAACCAACUCGUGUAAGAGGUGGCGAAACACACUAUAAUAUGGUUAGAGAAAAAUGGGAUGUACGCACUUUACUCGAGGUUUUCAGUCGGGAGUAUAGUCACAAAGAUUUCUGUUUAGCUCAUUUAUUUACUGAUCUCAAAUUUGAAGGUGGUAUAUUAGGACUAGCGUAUGUCGGAUCUCCUCGUAGAAAUUCAGUAGGUGGCAUUUGUACACCAGAGUACUUCAAGAACGGCUAUACAUUGUAUCUUAACUCAGGUUUAAGUUCUAGUAGAAACCACUAUGGUCAAAGAGUAAUUACUAGAGAAGCCGAUUUAGUUACCGCACACGAAUUUGGACAUAAUUGGGGUUCUGAACAUGAUCCAGAUAUAACAGAAUGCAGUCCAAGUGCUAGUCAGGGCGGUUCUUAUUUAAUGUAUACAUACAGCGUUAGUGGAUAUGAUGUGAAUAAUAAGCGUUUUUCACCAUGUAGUUUAAGAUCUAUUAGAAAAGUAUUACAAGCAAAAUCGGGUCGCUGUUUUUCCGAACCAGAAGAAUCGUUUUGCGGUAAUUUACGGGUCGAAGGAGAUGAAGAAUGCGACGCAGGAUUGCUAGGCACUGAAGAUAACGAUGCCUGCUGUGAUAAAAAUUGCAAACUUCGUAGAAGUCAAGGAGCAGUUUGCAGCGAUAAAAAUUCACCCUGCUGUCAAGGUUGUGCAUUUAUGCCAAUAGGUGUAAAAUGCAGAGAUGCACAAUAUGCUACCUGCGAACAAGAAUCACGUUGCACAGGAGCAUCGAGCGAGUGUCCUAGAUCUCCUCCAAUGAAAGAUGGCACAGGGUGCCUUGAAAGAGGUCAAUGUAGACUUGGAAAAUGUGUACCAUAUUGUGAAACACAGGGUUUACAAAGUUGCAUGUGUGAUACAAUUGGAGAUGCAUGUAAAAGAUGCUGCAGGAUGAGUUUGAAUGAAACUUGUUUUCCAAUAGAUCCACAGGAUAUCUUACCUGAUGGAACACCAUGUAUUCAAGGUUUUUGCAAUAAGGGUGUUUGUGAGAAAACAAUUCAGGACGUAGUAGAGCGAUUUUGGGAUAUUAUCGAAGAUAUAAAUAUUAAUAAAGUUAUGCGAUUUUUGAAAGAUAAUAUAGUGGGUGCAGUAAUAAUUAUAACAGCCAUUGUAUGGAUCCCGACAAGUUGCGUUAUUAGUUACAUCGAUCACAGACGUGUUAAAGAAAGUGAAAAGAAAUGGCGUUGGAAACAUACGGACGAACUUAUUCAUCCAGAUGAACAGAGACAAGUUAUUUACAUAGGUGGACAACGUCAAAGAAUACCACAGAUUACGCAACAAUCAUAAAUAUUUAUUUAUAUAUAUUUGUAAAGGAGUUAUACAUAAUGAAACUUCUAGUCACAAAUGUUUUAAUUUUUUAUCUAUUUUCCAUUUAUUUUGUAUAUAGUUAAGGGUUUUAAUAUAUACUAUUAUGUUAA
This is a messenger RNA of Osmia bicornis bicornis, 2478 nucleotides long. It is a transcript of the gene Tace, whose product is annotated as ADAM 17-like protease. Gene Ontology annotation, molecular function: metalloendopeptidase activity. The coding region runs from base 149 to 2347 and encodes 732 amino acids. Gene Ontology annotation, cellular component: plasma membrane. Gene Ontology annotation, biological process: membrane protein ectodomain proteolysis; Notch signaling pathway. The record is from RefSeq and is a predicted model, not a curated record. Lineage: Eukaryota; Metazoa; Arthropoda; Insecta; Hymenoptera; Megachilidae. The transcript is spliced from 13 exons.